AUGAAAGCUCUCAAGAGGUUCGCGAAAAGGUUCAAGCGACGUCGCCCCAAACAGUCUCAGACGAAGCCCCAAGCUACCGACGCGGAACCAACCCAGCCUCUUCCUCUUCUCGCCCCAACGGCACAAAUCGUACCAGAGUCUACCUCGCUGUCAUCGCCAAGUGAUGCAUACGGCGCCUUUUCGCGCCUCCCGACGGAAAUACGGCGGCAGAUCCUCACAUACGCCUUUGGCGGACGCACGGUGCACAUCGACCUAUUUUGGCGCCACCCUUUGGUACGGCGCUCUGCGUCCGUGUCCGUGUCCGGGGAAGGGCUACAAGGGACGUCAAAGAAGCACUGCGGACUAGGCGAAGAACUUGUCGAGGAUGACACGCUGCCGAAGCGGUGGCAGUGGUUCAGCUGCGUGUGCCACCGGAGCGCCGAGGCGCAGGAUCCGCAAAACAUCGCCUUUUACAAGUUUGAGACGACAAUUUGGCCCUUUGAAGACAAGUGCCUCGAGGGCGAGUACUGUCACUGCGGCGGAAGCGACAGGCCAGGAAAAGGAUAUGGGUACUGUUUCCUCGGGGUGAUGGGGUGGCUGCUCGCUUGCCGUGGGGCCUAUAGUGACGGCAUGGACGUGCUGUUCUCGACAAACACGUUCUAUCUCUCGAGUAUCCCCCUGCUGCUCAAUAUGCGGCGCCUUAUAUCGCCAUACGAGGUCGAUAAGAUCAAGUCUGUGCAGCUUGCUGUAGGAAAGUCUCGACUCUUUAGAUUUGAAAAGGACCCUCUUGUACAUGGUCUGUGGCAAGGGACCGCCGAGGAGAAAAGGGACUGUGCUCUCCCGCUGGUUUGUUCCACAGUGCCGAACCUCUUCUCUAAUGUGCGUCGUCUGGAGCUCUAUGUGCAGAGUCAACUGUGCCCUUCGCGAGACGUUCCCGUGGACCAAAGAGUGUCUCUGUUGGUGCGCGAUGUGAUGGAUCCCCUCGAGGACAUGGUACGCUGUCUGGGCGCAGGCAAGCAGGUCGUUAUCGCCGUCUCCCUGGAGGCUCAUAAAGCCCUCAUGCAAAAGCACAGAGAGCUCGAAGGAGCCGCUUUCCGGUGGGAGCCCGUGGUGGGGACCAAUGGCGCCAUCCAGCGGCACCAGCAAUUCUGGAGGGCUCUCGGCAGCGACGACAACGGGAACGAGAUGGGGUACUGGCUGCGCACCGGCUGGAACGACCACGACAUAGUGAAUGAUCCGUAUAUGAUGAACUGCUUCGGUGGAGGAGGAGGCAGCAUAUUUGAUUUGUGGGGGUAUUAUAGGAGGGAGGUGACGCUGGGGCGGUCUCAGUAUGCUACCAAUGUAACGUACGAGGACUAG
This is a messenger RNA of Emericellopsis cladophorae, 1338 nucleotides long. RefSeq lists its product as uncharacterized. Lineage: Eukaryota; Fungi; Ascomycota; Sordariomycetes; Hypocreales; Bionectriaceae. The transcript has a single exon. Bases 1 to 1338 code for a protein of 445 amino acids. The record is from RefSeq and is a predicted model, not a curated record.